UGAAGUGAAUUUUUGAAACAAAGUAUGCUUUUAUGAUCCUUCAAAUUUUGCCGAAGAACUAAAUGGAAAAUCAGUUUCACAAACGAUCUUUUCUCUGGGUUUUUUCAUGGAUUGCAUGAUACCCCGUUUUGUGUUUGAGGGUCGAUUCCAGUGGCCGAAAUUCUAAAGCUGGGUCUUGAUGUUACCUAAUCCAGAGCCGCUAAGGUUAAUCGAUAUAUGGUAAAAAAGAAGUAGCAGAAGAAGAAGAAGAAGAGUGAAAGAAAAUGUAACAGAUCGAAUAAUCAAAUCACUCAAAUCUCGCUGAUAUCAAUAAGAAAUCCCCAGACGAUAUUGAACAGGACAAACCUUACUUGAAAACGUACAAUCGUUGCAUUUGAUGCUUAAAGUACCUUCUCUGCUUAUCCAUUUUCAUCGAUUUAUUUUUGUCUGUAUUUUUUUUUCCCCACAAAGUUCUCUCAUUUUUGCAUUAUACACAUCCCCAUCGAGCCGCUUAAACAGUGAUUCAGUGCCCCUUUCUUUGUCCUUUCUAGUCAGAAAGACCACUAAUUUGUGCCUGCCAACUGUUUGAUAAUUUCCCUCUGUGACUGUUUUAACCUAAGGCUUACUUCCCAUGUUUUAACUUUGACAUCAUUCUAUCACAUUUCUCCUUAUAAAGUCAAAUAAGUUAUUAUACUUUCAUUUGGGGUGUUAAGAACUGCUAUCCUGAAUCUUGGGUCUGUACCUGUAGAGAGAGAGACCUUUGAUUAGUGCCUGCUAUAUGUUUUAUGUUUUGCUCGUGUGACAGUUUGAGCGUAAGACUUUGCUUCUAAUGUUUUAAGUUUGAUAUUGUUCUUCACACUUUCCUAAUAAAGUAAAAAAAAAGGAUUAAAUUAUAAUUUGGGGUGUUAAGAAUUGCUAUCAUGAAUAUUGGGUGAUAGAAAGAAUAUAUGUCAUGUAAGCUUGAUUUAUAGAGAAUGUGGUGGUGACCGGGGGAAACAGGCAAACUUGAGUGUGAUAGUUUGGGUGUGGAUUAAAUCUAACGUCAUUUAUUGCUUAUAAAUUGGGACCUUCCACAACCCAACGGCUCUUGAUUGACCAUCUUUGGUUAUAAGGUAAAUGGAUGGCUGAGAUUGGAUUUAGAGCAGCAUUCUAUUAUCUUCUCAACCUACUAAUCUGUAAAAGGUUGACCCCAUUUGAAGUACCUUAUUUAAUUUAUUAACUAACUCAAUAAAAUUUUCUGCUGGGCUGAAUGUGCUCAGAACCUCAGACAUUGAUGCCUUUUUCCUUCUUUUACAUAAAUAGCCCUCUGUCCCUGGAUCUUUUCUUCUUUAAAUAGGAAUAAAACUAUCAGAGUGAAAUAAAGUCCCUGCAGUCUUGGUAGAUGGUAUUUUUCUUUUCCUUGUGAAUAUUUACAUUGCUUCUGCAGGUAUGACAGAACCUAGAAAAAAAAGGGGUGGCUGUUCUGCUGGGCCCUGCCCUUGUAAGGAUCUCUGUAUGGUUCAUUUAGUGGACUGAUUUGGCAGUGAGUGAAAGAGAGAGGCUGGAUCGUAUUGAAAGGCGACAAAAUCAAAAAAAGAAGAAGAAGAAAAAGGGGAUUUCUACAGCUCAUUUCUUGCACUCUUGCAAUUGUAAGGUUCUCUUCUCUAUGUAUCCAUGGUGAGUUGUCAAAUGAUUUGAGUUGGAGUGGAGUGGAGGGACUUUGCUUUGCUUUUGUUCAGAACUCUUUGAUAAGAAAUUGGAAUCGAUCACUUGUUUCUAACGCAAAAUCUCUCUGCCAGUCCUAAAGCUAGCCCUUGGAAGAGUAAGAAACCAAACAAAAUAAAACAAUAUAUAUAUGUAUGUAUAAAGAUAGAGAGAAAGGCUCUGACUUCUUGUACGGGGAAAUGUGAAUUUGCUUGUUAGGAUUAAAUUUCCACCACCUUCUUAUAACCCAAAUCAUUUUCCAUUUUUUCCAUUCACCAUCUCUUUCCCACCGAAAUCAUCAUUAUCAUUUUGGCUUUUGAAGACAUGAAAGGAACAUACUGGUGUUUUAUAUUCAUUCUGCAAUUAGUCUGUUGGGUUUCUGCUGCGGCCAGAACUUUUGCUCCAAAUCCUGCCCUUCUUCCUCAUAAACAAGGUCUUAUUGAGUCAAAACAGGCUGUUAAAGGUAUUAAAGAAGAAGAAUUCUAUAGAGGGAUGAGGAAAAUAGGGUCAAGUCCCCCCAGCUGUGAGCACAAGUGCUAUGGAUGCAUUCCAUGUGAAGCCAUUCAAGUGCCUACAACCACCAACAGGCGCAGCCAUAUAGGGGUCCAAUACACUAACUAUGAACCUGAGGGAUGGAAAUGCAAGUGUGGCCCUUCCUUUUACAGCCCUUGAUCCUAAAUCUUAAGAGGAAAAAAUAAAUAUGAUAGAAUAAAAAAAAAAUAACCUUCCUUUUUGCCCCAUCACUUGCUUUGCCUUUUCUGCAUCAUUUCCAUCCCAUCCCACUGUAUAGUUCUUAAUUCAAUGUUACUUUUGAAUAUGUAUGAGGUUCAACGUUAGUUUAGAAAAGUAGAUAAUUAAGUUUUCGUCAAAAUAUGAAUUAGGGUAGAGGGAUCGAACUUCUAAUUUGAAGUCGAUAAUAGAAGGUUAUAUAUUUUAGGUGAUUUAUGUUCAUUGUGGUUAAGUUUUUUUUUUUUUUUUUUUUUGAAUAUUUUGUUUAAUUAGGAAAUUUCACUCAUAAAUUUGUUGUUGGUGGAAAAAAAUUGACUUGUUACCUCA
This is a messenger RNA of Cucumis melo (muskmelon), 2718 nucleotides long. RefSeq names its product EPIDERMAL PATTERNING FACTOR-like protein 3. Bases 1987 to 2334 code for a protein of 115 amino acids. The record is from RefSeq and is a predicted model, not a curated record. The transcript has 3 exons. NCBI's taxonomy places the organism in Eukaryota, Viridiplantae, Streptophyta, Magnoliopsida, Cucurbitales, Cucurbitaceae. Gene Ontology annotation, biological process: guard cell differentiation; stomatal complex development.